Molecule: messenger RNA, 4314 nt
Organism: Cavia porcellus (domestic guinea pig)
Lineage: Eukaryota; Metazoa; Chordata; Mammalia; Rodentia; Caviidae
Gene: Yap1
Product: Yes1 associated transcriptional regulator
Exons: 9
Coding region: 18-1550 (510 amino acids)
Biological process (GO): hippo signaling; positive regulation of transcription by RNA polymerase II
Cellular component (GO): nucleus; cytoplasm
Molecular function (GO): transcription coactivator activity; protein binding
Source: RefSeq, a predicted model, not a curated record
UCGGGGAGGCUCGCGCCAUGGAUCCCGGGCAGCAGCCGCCGCCUCAGCCGGCGCCCCAGGGCCCGGGGCAGCCGCCCGCGCAGCCCGCUCCGGGCCAGGGCCCGCCGUCCGCUCCCGGGCAGCCGGCUCCCCCGGCGUCCCAGGCGGCGCCGCAGCCGCCCCCCGCCGGCCACCAGAUCGUGCACGUCCGGGGGGACUCGGAGACAGACCUGGAGGCGCUCUUCAACGCCGUCAUGAACCCCAAGACGGCCAACGUGCCCCAGACCGUGCCCAUGAGGCUCCGGAAGCUGCCCGACUCCUUCUUCAAGCCGCCAGAGCCCAAAGCCCACUCGCGACAGGCCAGUACCGAUGCAGGCACAGCCGGAGCCCUGACUCCACAGCAUGUUCGAGCUCAUUCCUCUCCUGCGUCCCUGCAGCUGGGAGCUGUUUCUCCUGGGACAUUGACCCCCACUGGAGUAGUCUCUGGCCCAGCAGCUACACCCACUGCUCAACACCUUCGCCAAUCUUCUUUUGAGAUACCUGAUGAUGUACCUCUGCCAGCAGGGUGGGAGAUGGCCAAGACAUCUUCUGGUCAGAGAUACUUCUUAAAUCACAUCGAUCAGACAACAACAUGGCAGGACCCCAGGAAGGCCAUGCUCUCUCAGAUGAAUGUUACAGCCCCUACCAGUCCACCAGUGCAGCAGAAUUUGAUGAACUCAGCCUCAGGUCCUCUCCCUGAUGGAUGGGAACAAGCCAUGACUCAGGACGGAGAAAUUUACUAUAUAAACCAUAAGAACAAGACCACUUCUUGGCUAGACCCAAGACUUGACCCUCGUUUUGGUAAAGCCAUGAACCAGAGAAUCAGUCAAAGUGCUCCAGUAAAACAGCCACCCCCCUUAGCCCCCCAGAGCCCACAGGGAGGUGUUAUGGGUAGUAGCAACUCCAACCAACAACAGCAGAUGCGUCUCCAACAACUGCAGAUGGAGAAGGAAAGACUUCGGUUGAAACAGCAAGAGCUGCUUCGGCAGGUGAGGCCACAGGCAAUGCGGAAUAUCAAUCCCAGCACAGCAAAUUCUCCAAAAUGUCAGGAAUUAGCGCUCCGUAGCCAGUUGCCCACCCUGGAGCAGGAUAGUGGGACUCAAAAUCCAGUGUCUUCUCCCGGCAUGUCUCAGGAAUUACGAACAAUGACGACCAAUAGUUCAGAUCCCUUUCUUAACAGUGGCACCUAUCACUCUCGAGAUGAAAGUACAGACAGUGGGCUAAGCAUGAGCAGUUACAGUGUUCCUCGGACUCCAGAUGACUUCCUAAACAGUGUCGAUGAAAUGGAUACAGGUGAUACUAUCAACCAAAGCACUCUGCCCUCACAGCAGAACCGAUUCCCAGACUACCUUGAAGCCAUUCCUGGAACCAAUGUGGACCUUGGAACACUGGAAGGAGAUGGAAUGAACAUAGAAGGAGAGGAGCUGAUGCCCAGUCUGCAAGAAGCUUUGAGUUCUGACAUCCUUAAUGACAUGGAGUCUGUUUUGGCUGCCACCAAGCUAGAUAAAGAAAGCUUUCUUACAUGGUUAUAGACCCCUCAGGUAGACUGAAUCUAAAUCUGUGAAGGAUCUAAGGAGAUAAGACAUGUAUACCUGAAAUUUCCAAAUAAGCCCGUAAAAUUUUUCUGGCUAAUACAGAAAAAGAUGAACAAACGUCCAGCAAGAUUCUCUCAUCCAUUAUUUUGCUCUUCCUUGUCCAUUGCUGCUGUUAAUAUAUUGCUGACCUCUUUCACAGUUGGCCCUAAAGAAUCAAAAAGAUGUUUUUUUGUUUCUUUUGCUACUAUAACUACUGUUUGUUUUGGAGGCUGGGGGAAAUGAGCCUGUUUGGAUGAUGGAUGUCAUUCCUUUUGCCCAAUUAGAUGUUCGCUGUUCAUUGUACGCUAUUCAGAAUGCUUCAUGUCACAACAUUUUGUUUGUUCAAGUAGCUGUUUCUUCAGCUGCCUUUGGCUAGUGGCAGACGUGCCUUCUGGUCUGACAAGCCAAAAAUGUUGUAUCUGGUAUUUUCAUACUUAAUGCUAAUUUGAAGAGAUAGCUUAAACCAAGGCUGAAGACUGUUUUAUUUCAGUAGGUUUUUGUUUUGUUUUGUUUUUGUUUUUGUUUUUGUUUUUCUUAUUACUAUCAUUAGUCACAUAGUGACCUUGAUUUUAUUUUAGGAACUUAUAAGGCAUGAGUCAAUUUCCAUAGAAAUAUAUUAAUUAUUGCCACAUACUCUAGUAUAGGUUUGGGUGGACAUUUUUGUGGGUGUUUUAUUUUUUUGUUUGAUUUCUUUUGGGGAGUGUUUUAAUUUUUUUUUUCCAGAACCUAGGCAAAUUAUUAUAUUAGUGAAUCUGUUUAUAGUUGUAGCUUGAGGAAGUUAUUGUAGUUCAGUAAAACCUAUAUUUCCUGAUUUUUGCCAUCUUAUUUAAAUCUUGAUUACCUGCUUUUUCUAUAUAUUCACACACACUUAUAAUGUUUAUAAUAGUGUGAUAGCAGAAUGUAUCUUUUUUAGGCUUCCCUACUUUCCAAUUUAUUUUUUAAGUGGUAGCUUUGAAAGUAUCCAUUUAGAAUACAUGGCUAGUAGUUUAUAUUUCACAAGUAGUUUAAUACUGGUUGGGGAAAUCUACAGAUGUUUGAGGUAGUUUAGUAUUCUAGAAAAGGUAUUACUAUGGAUAGUGUCUAGAAGAGUACUUGACACUCUCUGGACCCAUGAUAAAUAUUAUCUGAUGAAUUGAAAAGGAGCAAACAAGAAAUGGCUUAAUCUCCCCUUAGACUCAUUUGAAUUGAUAGAAAUACUGAGCAGUUUUAUAAUGUACAUGGCAGAAGUAAGCUUUAUAGUGGUUCUCCUUCUAUUGGCUCUGAAAGUUUUACCUUAGUUUUGGAAGUAAAUUCUAAGCUUUAGUUCUGAUUUGUAAUGAACACAAUAAAUACUAGUAGGUUGAGAUGAGACUUUAUAAGACUUGCUCCUACUUUUGUAUGCUAAAAAUUGACCCUAGGUAGCAUGUAGAAUACUGUAAGAUCAUGAGUUAGCUGGUGAAGCAAUCAGAUUCAUAAAUGUAUAUUGGUAGCUGAAUUUAGCAAAGAUAGAGAUAAUCAUGAUUAUACCUUUAUUUUUACAGGAAGAGAUAUAACUAGAGUAUGUGUCUACAGAAGUAAUAAUGGCUUCCAAAGAGUAUUUUUUAAAAGGAACAAAAUGAGUAUGAAUUAACUCUUCAAUAUAAGCUAUGAAGUAGUAGUUGGUUGUGAAUUAUAGUGGCACCAGCUAGCCCCUCUAUGAUUUAAAGGUCUUUCCGUGCUUCUAAAAUAAGCCCUUAUUUUCAAGGGUUUGUAACAGACAAAUUCUCUUUUCCUGGCUAAAGCUGCUAUGAAAAGCCUCAGCUUGGGAAGAUAGGGUUUUUGGGAUUUGGGUGGGUUUUUUUUUUUUUUUUCCAGUUAUAAAAUCUAAUUAUUUUGACUUCAGUUUGGAAGAGUACAAAAGUGGAAGAAAGAAGUUUUAUUUUAAAUACUUACAGUGCUCAAAAAUAAUGCAAUCACUGUAUUGUAUAUAAUGAUUCAUAAGUUCAUCAUUCAUCCUAAUUGACUCUACAGAAUUUGUUUUAAAAACAGCAAAAAGAUUUUCUCUUAAAUUAAGUCUAGGGGGAUAUGGCCACUGUGCAGAUGUAUUGAGUUUUAGAACAAUAAUGAAAUUCUGCGUAGAAUACAAAAUUGAGCACAUGAGUGAUACAGAAUGUUGUGAUGGUUGUUAAUGUGCAGAAGAUCAAAGCUACUUAAGAGUGUCUACAGUUUGCCAGUAAGAUACAAAUUAAGAUCGCAUCUUAUAUAUCCAGCAGAGUAGCUUUAGUUUAACAGGAGGGUGGGAAGGUGGGUGUGGGUUGUGCAGAGUUAAUGGGACCUUGAUAGAAAACUAUAAACAUCUGUCUCCUUAGUAAAUACUUGUCUUGCAUCUUGCUGUCAUUAAAGGCAGUUGUUCCUAAAAUUUCAGUCACUUAAACACACCCAUUAAGCAAAGAAUAUAUUAUCUUCAUUACCCAUGGACUUAUUGCUCAAUUUAUACCUCAGUGUUGUAGCAGCACUCUGUUCCUGACACAGUGCUUUGAUCUUGUAAUGUCCUUUGUACUGACCUGAAAGAGACCUAAAAGUCCUUUCUCCUUUUGAGUUUGAAUCACAGCCUUAAUGUGGUCUUUCUUGCUUUAUGUCCUUUUUCCUAAUGUAAAAGUGUUUUAAUGCUUCUUGGUUGUAUUGGGUAGCAUGGGGAUAAGAUUUUAACUGGUUAUUCUUGAAUUGCUUUUACAAUAAACCAAUUUUAUAAUCUUUAAAUUUA